Molecule: messenger RNA, 2119 nt
Organism: Stegastes partitus (bicolor damselfish)
Lineage: Eukaryota; Metazoa; Chordata; Actinopteri; Pomacentridae
Product: vacuolar protein 8-like
Exons: 13
Coding region: 1-1722 (573 amino acids)
Biological process (GO): nucleus-vacuole junction assembly
Molecular function (GO): protein binding; protein-membrane adaptor activity
Source: RefSeq, a predicted model, not a curated record
AUGGCUUCAGGCCUUUGUGACAGUUGCGCCCGACUGUUCAGAGAAUUUGCGGAUCUUUUAAGGAGAGUUUGGGGAGAGCUGGAGCACAAGAUAAAGGAUGUUUUCAGAGAGAUCGGUCGGUGCACCUGCUGCAGGAUCACACCUGAGAGGAGGAAGGCUCAUGAUUUGCCGUCUUUGCACCUGAUGCAUGACAAUGAAACUCAACUUCUCAAUCAGGAAACUCUGCAGGCACUGAACAGACUCGCAGCCUCAGAAGACUCUCAUCUACAAAUGACUGCAGCUGUGUAUUAUUUACACCUCAGUCAUCACUUGAAAUCUCCUUUACCAGAUGCCUUCAUGGAGCCACUAAUGGCUUUGCUUCUAUCAGCUGACUUGGAUGUGCAGAAGACUGUCUCCCUCUCCCUGGUCAACCUGUUAGUCAAGAAUAAUGUGUGCAAAGAGCUGGUGAUUGAAAUGGGGAUGCUGGUGCCGAUACUGGAGCUGUUCCAGUCUGGAGAUCCCACAGCUCAGUGCCACUCCUGUGCCUGUGUUGCCAUGCUGGCCUCAUCAGAGUCAAACAGAGACGCUCUCAUGGUGGAUGGAAUCAUACCACUGCUGGCUUUAGCAAAAUCCUACGAUCCAAAGGUGCAACAGAACGCAACUUGGGCUCUAUUACACCUCACGCAGUCAGAUUGGUCAACAAGGAUUUUAUGUCAAGCCGGAGGCGUUCCUGUUUUGGUUCUUCUGCUUCAGUCCUCAGAUUCAGAGGUUCAGUUUUACAGCUGCUCUGCUCUGUGCAACAUCGCUGCUACCGAGGAGCAUCACCAAAAGUUACUCAGCGUUGGAGGUCAAUACUUGUCAAAGUCUCUUUUGACUCUCAUGUCUUCUUCUGUGCUGAAGAAUUCAGCUCAAGCGUGCAGAUGCCUACAAAUUCUUUCCAACCACGUUCUGAUCCAGGAGCAGCUGACGGAGUUUGACUGCGUGUUGCCUCUGAAGGCGCUGCUGAAAACAUCUACUCCUGAGUGGAUAGAGUCGGGCCUUGCACUGCUGUCCACGCUGUCUGCACACCCUCCAAACAAUGACAUCCUGGUGGGUGAAGGACUGUUGGAGGAGAUCGGUGAGCUGCUCCAUCAUCCCAGAUCCACCUCAGCUAUAAUCACACACUGCUGCAAGAUAGUCACUGACCUGUGUAGUUCCUGCAUGGGUGAGCAGGUUGUCAUGGAAAGUCUGUGUUUAUCAGGACUCCUGCGGGCACUUCUGUCUCCCAGCCAAUCAGAUGAACUGUUGCUGCAUGUGACAUCGUGUUUAAAUCACUUGAUGACCUGCGAUGCACUGAAGUCUAAACUUUCUGCAACAGUGACACCAGAACACAUUUCUGGACUGGUGAAGCUGUCAGGACAAAUAAGAAAUCCUCAGUUGUCAUACAGCUGUGCAGCUAUAAUAAGCAAAUUAGAAAUGACCGAGAAGACCGCCCAGUUGCUGAAGCCUCACUACAUCACCAUGUCCAAGUACUUGUUGGUGUUUCUCAAGAAGAAAGAUGUGAAAUUCCAGCAGCUUGGCAUCGCCACCAUAUUCAACCUCAAGAAAGAUGGAGACUUUUCAUCACUGGUGGCUAACAGCGAGCUGGAGGUUGAGCUCUGGAAGGUACAUACGCAGACGGAGGAAACCAGACAGCUGCUGCAAAUGAUUCAGCCUCUUUCUCCGUGUUCUGUUAACCCUGAACUCUCACAGAACAAAUGGUGAGAGAUGUGCACUGUGUGGACUGUAUAAGCUGAUGCACUGAAUACGAAUAGCAUUUUUAUAUUGUGUUUUACUGUGCUAAUUUUAUAUCCUUUUUAUAUUUACGGUUGACAAAAUUAACUGAAAAACAGCAGAGAUGUGGCAUAGUAUCAACUUUAAUCAAAUAUGGCAUAUAUUUCGACUGUUCAACAGGUUAACAUGUGAUAGUCAUAAGCAAUACUUCAACUAUAAGAUCAAAUAUUGAUGAUCGGAUACAUUUGUUUUUUUUUACGCUUUUAUUAUAAUAAACUCACCUAACCUCUACGCUUCAGACUCUGCUUUGGAAAGUGAUAGUGCGCAAUAAUAAACAAAGCAACAGUCAGUGCAAGAAACGCUUUGUGCAUCGUAUCGUCUAAAACAA